This is a messenger RNA of Poecilia latipinna (sailfin molly), 5965 nucleotides long. RefSeq names its product rho GTPase-activating protein 22-like. Bases 1212 to 3152 code for a protein of 646 amino acids. The record is from RefSeq and is a predicted model, not a curated record. The transcript is spliced from 8 exons. Gene Ontology annotation, cellular component: focal adhesion. Gene Ontology annotation, biological process: signal transduction; activation of GTPase activity. NCBI's taxonomy places the organism in Eukaryota, Metazoa, Chordata, Actinopteri, Cyprinodontiformes, Poeciliidae. Gene Ontology annotation, molecular function: GTPase activator activity.
GAUAUUUAUUGGUAUACUGCACCAGUAUGCCAUCCAUUCGGGUGGUAUACAGUGUUUGUUUUAUUUGCCGAGUAGCUAAGGUUUUCCACAAAGUUCUUCAAUUGACAUGUUGUAUGAUUAACCUGGUAAAAAGCAGGUUAAUCAUGCUUUUUACCAUUCUAUGCUUACUGUGACAUUUUAAAAUUCCUCUCCGAUUCUGGCAAUAAAACGUGCUGCAGUUCAAAGGGUUUGGACUCUUGGUUUUAGAGAACCGAUUGCUUGCUGUAGGUGUGGACUGUGCUGAAGUUUUAAAUUUUACCCAAUCACUAAUAUUUGGCUCAAAACCAGAAAAGUAAUGUAGGCAAUGCUCCAGUUCGAUGCUUUGAAGCUUACCGGAAAUUUCCUGCACUGUAAACAGCCAUCCUCCACUGUGAAGAGAGAAGUGCCAAGUCGAACGAGAUGGAUGUUAAUUCAAUAUUUGGAGGCGUGGCCAACCGGAUGGCUUCUUUAACCUCCUCCACCAAUAUUGCCAAACUACAGGCAGACUACAUUUCUAAAACAGCGCAGAAAAUCUGCGUCUUCAUUGACAACGUUGCUGAUUGGCCCGGUUGAAAUUCUACUGGAGAAAUCCAGGUCAAUGGAAGAAAGCCCAGAAGGAGCACCAAAGGGAGAUGAGAAUAAAAUGGAACUGAAUAGGAAAGCAAUGACCAAGCUAGGGUAUGAUAAAUGCUUUCAUUGUGUCCGAGGAUUAGAUCUAGUUGGACUUGAGAAACACUUUCAGAGUUGCCUGUGUUCAUGGAGCUUGACUGGCUUUAUAGGUUUUCCCUGUGUGUGUGUUGGUAUGAGUUUGUCUGACAAAGCUUAGAGGACAGCCCAUCUCCCAGUUACUCCUCACAGACACUCUAAAGAGACAGAGAGAGAAACUUGUUCCACCCCUCCUCGGGGAUUUGCCUCUCCCCAGGGGGGCUGAGAGUACAGACCUGUUGCCAGCACUGCUGAGUGAGAGAGCAACGGAAGAAAAGAGAGUGUGAAAAGACUGAGGUGUAGGAAGCAGGGCUCGUCUGACGGUUUCAGUUUCUACCAGAGUUGAGUAUGCCUCAGCGGGAGGUUCUGGCCACCGGCACACCUACCUGCGUGCCGAUCGGCUUCCAGAAGGAGCUCGUGUUGUUGGAGGAGCUGCCUCUUCAUGCCAGAGCCCUAGGCCCAAGCCUCUCCCCGCUGCAGCCUCAGACAUGGGGCCGGUCUGCUGCAAGCCGGACAGACUGAAGAAACAACAUCUCCAAGGUGGAACGGGAGAGAAGGACCGUGCUCCGAUUAGCCAUGAAUCCUUCCUGCUCAUGGCAAGCUCGCAGACCGACAUGGAUGACUGGGUCAAGGCCAUACGGCGGGUCAUCUGGGCGCCAUUUGGCGGAGGAAUUUUUGGCCAACGUCUGGAGGACACAGUGCAGUUUGAGAGGAAGUUUGGCCCCCGGCUGGCACCGCUGUUGGUGGAGCAGUGUGUGGACUUCAUCAGAGAGAGGGGCCUGGAUGAAGAGGGUCUCUUUCGGAUGCCCGGACAGGCCAAUCUGGUCAAAGAUCUUCAAGAGGCCUUUGACUGCGGAGACAAGCCUUUGUUUGACAGUAACACAGACGUCCACACGGUGGCAUCCUUGCUGAAGUUGUACCUGAGAGAACUGCCUGAACCAGUCAUUCCUUUCUCCAAAUAUGAGGACUUUCUAACCUGUGCACAGCUUUUGGCCAAAGACGAGGAGGAGGGGAUCCAGGAGCUUGGGAAACAAGUUAACACUCUACCUCUGCCUAAUUACAAUCUCCUCAAGUACAUAUGCAAGUUUCUUGAUGAGGUUCAGUCCCACUGCAACGAGAACAAGAUGAGCGUUCAGAACCUGGCCACAGUAUUUGGACCAAAUAUCCUUCGAACCAAGAUGGAGGACCCAGUUACUCUCAUGGAGGGAACUUCUCUGGUCCAGCACCUAAUGACAGUCCUCAUUAGGGAACACCAGCGAUUAUACUCAGGGAGGGACCACGAAGGACCUGCUUUGCCCCUAAUGGAGUUACCUGCCCAGGUGCAUCAGCUCCAACACCGCAGCCUGGGAGCGUGGAUCUCUGAGGAGGACCUGCAGAGUGGUCCUGCUUCCAACACUGAACAAGAACUCCACAGCAGUGCCUCAUCUCUGGACGCCAAACUGUCUGCGGCCAUCGCCCCUAACCCAAACCCUGGACCAAAAAUGGCGCCUUCAAUGGGGAAAGGAGAGCCCGUAGUCAGUCCAAGUAAACAAGCCAAGACCAUGCCUUCCUGGAAAUACUCUUUCAAAAGUUCUUCAACUCCCCGUUCACAGCCACAGGCUAAGCAAGCUGCCACAGGUGCCACAGUGGCAGAUACAAGUGCUCCUUCUGGUGGUGGAGGUAACUGGCUGAUGAAUGGUCUGUCCUCCUUGAGGGGCCACCGCCGCACUUCUUCAGGGGAGCGAUCCGCCAGAGAUCGAGACUCCACUGGGUCGUCCCAGAGACUGUCCACUUAUGACAACGUCACGUCUUCUUCCAGCACGGGGAGCGUUCCCAGUGUCUCCAGCACACCGUGGUCGAGCUCCUCUUGCGAUAUCUCUGUUCCAGACUCCGGCGGAGAACCUCUGACACAUCAGAACUUUGGAGGUGGAGCGGAUAGCGAAGAGAUUACAGAGUGGACAGAGAGCCAGAGGGAGACUGAGAGAGAAAAGGAAGCGGGGAGGGCGACGGAGCCGGGCGUGGACGUGGAUGGAUGUGAGGCCAUGGAUCUUUGCAGCAGCAGUGUGGCAUUCGGCGAAAGUGAAAACCUGCCCGCGGUAGCAGGGGUACCGUCCAUUAUUAUGACAGAAGACGGAGAUGGGACUACCCUGACCCUGAAUGCUCUGGUGGAGGAACUGAAGGAGGAGUUGAGGAAACAGAGGACAACAUAUGAGACCAGGAUUCAGAAAUUGGAAGAGUCCAGCACAGCGCUGUGUGCCCAGGUGGAGCGUUUAGAACAAGAGAUGGAGCAAGAGAAGAAGAAGCAGCGCAUGCUGGAGAUCAAGCUGCGGAACUCUGAGCGGGCGCGGGAAGACGCUGAGAACCGUAACCGUCUCCUGGAGAAGGAGAUGGAGGAUUUCUUCUCCACACUGGGCAAUCUGGCCCUGGGCUCAAGGACAAGCGACAUUUGACUCAACAUGGAUUUCCUGUUUUAGCAUUAGCAGAAACAACGCCGUAACUGUCAACUGACGUCUGUGAACUCGAAGCAGCAGGACGCUUCUUUAAGGAAAUAACUUAUAGUAGAAGAAUGAAAGGAAGCAUACUGUUGCACAUUUCCAACAAGCUUGAAAUUGUUGAAAAGAAAUGCUGAAGGAAGUAAAUGUCAUUGUUCUUUGAGAAGGUCCUUAGGAGGGUUGACUCUUUGGCAUGCUUGAAACUGAACAUGAAGAUGGAGCUCCUGCAGUUAGCAUUCCCUGUUCACUGAGGUUUCAUGUUUCUAAUGAAGGCAGUGUCAUAAACAUCUCAGGUGCCUGUUUCAUGACUGAAAAAUGGUAACAUAACUUCCCCAAAGCUUUGUACCGGAGAGCGCUUCUUCAACCACUACUUUCUAUCGGUCUUGUACUAACACUGUAGAAUUGUAGGAACCAUUUAUUAUUUAUUUAUAUUUACAGAAGCAACAGUUUGAGAUUCAAUCAAAUCUGCUUUUUACCUUUUGCUUAAUUCUGUGAUUCUCAAACUUUUUAUAACUGUUACCAUUUCAGUAAAUACCACAUUUUGGGGAAAAACACAAUCUUUCCCAGAUAUAUAUUAUUUAUUUUGUCAUUUUUUUGGCAGUUAUUUUACUGUCACAACAAACUAUGGAGUUUUUCAGUUUCUCAAAAGGUCUCUUAAGUCAGAAUUCCCAGUGAGAAAAAUAGUUUUUUCUCACCAGCCCCAAUUUAGAAAUCCAACAUGGCUGCCUUCCAUGUGAAAUUGUUAGAUCAAAGAAAAAAAGAGUGUUAUUGGGAAUGUAUGAUAAUUUGUGCCAUUAAAUCUGUCACACAAUAAUGUACAACAUUUUUAAGGGAACUGGAUGAUACAGCAUUUGAAUGCACAAAACAGAUAAAUAUACAUUGUUAUUGGCUGGUAAAGCUAAGAGACGUUAGCCUCGAAUACAGAAUUUACCAAAUCUUGCUGGUUUUUAAUAUGGAACUGGUUUGGCUGAGUUUUAUCUAAAUCCCAGAUUCCAGUUCCAACUACAGGGGCAAAAAAUGCAUCAAAUGUCAGCAGAACUCAUUAUUGCUUCUGACAGGAAUUAUUAAAAAUGUUCCCCACUGUACUUCUAUUUCUAUAGAAAAGGGUCUGAAUCACAGACUAUAUGUCCCUAUCUACCUUGCAAAUAUUUAUUGCUAAAUCUUGAUCAAAUUCUUGUGAAGGGAGUUCUAAGGGAUUGUACCUUAGUACCUUAGUUUGAGAACCAUGGCCUUAGGUUAAGUAAUACUUUGACCAAUAUUUGUACCCAUAUAUGUACAUAAAGUGCUGCUAGCUUGCUACUUAUCAUAACACCAGACCAAGAAGGAGAUGCCCACCCAUGCUCACUAAAAAAGAUGAACAUAGGUGACUCAACAUCUUUUUCAAUGAGCUUUAUGCAAACUAGCAUAUAGUGCUGCUAGCUUGCCACCAGACUAAGAAAGAGCUAGUCACAUAUGCUCAUUGAAAAAGCCCUCAAAUGCUCAGUAAUAUAUGGUGAAAUCUGUACUUUUGUUCAGACUAUUUAUUUGAUUAGAAUAAGAGUUUGGGCUUCGCCUGGAUUACCCAAACUAACUGGGUUUGGCUAUUGGCCACAAUGUCAGUUGAUCAUUGCUUUGUUGUUUGUUUUGGAAAAAUGAACGAAUCAGUGGUUAGUGUAUCUUCAUACCUGGUCGAAAAAAAUUAUCUGAAUACAAGAUAACCAAUUUACCUUUAAAUAAACUUGGCUAACUGGACUAUGUACAAUAACAACUUUAGCAGAGGUCUUUCCAUUUUCCAUAUUUAUACUACAAACAUUGUGGAGGAGGUUGAAGAUUAAGUUUGUAUAUUAUAUUAACAAAAGCAGGUAUCAAUAAACCUGACUUUCAAUUUCCUAAAAGCAUCUGGAACAGACUUCUGCCACAGCUGCCUCAGUCCCGUAGUUGUCCUCAGGCCCUUCCAGUGACACAGGCAAACCCUGGCUCUUCUGUUGGACCUUCACAUUAUUAAUGUCUGUCAUGUAUCAAGGAUUAUGUUUACAAUUCCUCAAGCAUAUAUUAUUUAAUCUAUCAUACAGAGCCAGCAACUAAUCACUUAGCUCCCUUAAAGAUUUGUUCUGUUUUUACUUUUCUGUUCCACUUAAAUGUUUCUAAUUAUAUUUCACAUCAGACAAAGAAAAAUUGAUUCCAUGUAUUAAGGGAAAAAUAAUGUCCAAAACAACUUUCAGUGAAUUAUAAGCCUGGUGGACCAACAGGUUUUACUUGCAUCCAAACCAGCCUAAUAUUGUUUGUUUAUUUUAAGUAGGGAUUUUUAUACACCAUUAACAGUGACAGUAAAGACGGAUAAAGCAAGGUUUAUAGUAAAUGCGUUGAAUCGGGUGCAAGGGGGUUGUGCAUCAAUUGCACCAUCACCACACCUGCUCGUUGGCAGGUGCCUGGUCAUGCACCUCCAAAUUCUUGUAACUUUAAAAAUAUUAUAACACAAAAACAGGGUGGGCUGCUGGUAGAUAUCCCUAGCUCCACUACCAACGGGCUGAGAUCUACUAGCCUAUUUCGUGUUGGUCGACAGAUUGUGUAAGAUUCUUGAUUUGACAGGACAGGAAACUGAAACUGAAUUUAACCUUCUAAAUAAUGUAGUUUAUUAUAAUUCAUAACUUAAUAGAAAGACAUUUUUUCUCAUAAGGCUUGUUUGGGUUGGAUAACUUUUCCCCCUUAAUACAAGAGAUCAUCAGUGGAAAACCCAUAACUAAGGUUCUCUUUGACCUGAAACAUUUAGGUGUGAAAAAUCAAAACAGAAG